GUCGGGAGUAAGACCGGGGCAGAAUGUGGGCGCAAGUGAGCCGAGGAGCUGAGGAGUUUUACGCUCGCCUUCUUCAAGAAUUUAAUGAAGAAAAGAAAGGAAUCUGUAAAGACCCAUUUAUCUAUGAGGCUGAUAUCCAAGUGCAGUUGAUCAACAAAGGUCAACCAAACCCUCUGAAAAAUAUUCUAAAUGAAAAUGACUUAGUAUUCAUUGUGGAAAAAGUGCCAUUAGAAAAGGAAGAAACAAGUCAUGUUGAAGAACCACAUACUGAAGAAACUGCUAUUUCUGAUUUCUCUACUGGUGAAAAUGUUGGACCACUUGCUUUACCAGUUGGGAAAGCAAGGCAAUUAAUUGGACUUUACACCAUGGCUCACAAUCCUAAUAUGACCCAUUUGAAGAUUAAUCAGCCAGUUACUGCCCUUCCUCCCCUUUGGAUAAGAUGUGACAGUUCAGAUCCUGAAAGUACCUGUUGGCUAGGAGCUGAGCUUAUCACAACAAAUGACAGUAUUACAGGAAUUGUCUUGUAUGUGGUUAGUUGUAAAGCUGAUAAAAAUUAUUCUGUAAGUCUGGAAAACCUAAAAAAUUCACACAAGAAAAGACAUCACUUGUCUACUGUAACAGCCAGAGGCUUUGCCCAGUAUGAGCUCUUUAAGUCCACUGUUUUGGAUGAUAUAGUCACCCCAUCACAAACUACAAUCACUUUGGAUAUUUCCUGGAGUCCUGUCGAUGAGAUUCUUCAAAUUCCCCCACUCUCUUCAACUGCAGUUCUGAAUAUUAAAGUGGAAUCAGGAGAGCCCAGAGGUUGUUUGAAUCAUCUUCACAGAGAACUGAAAUUUGUCCUUGUUUUGGCUGAUGGUUUGAAGACUGGUGUGACUGAAUGGCUCGAGCCCCUGGAAGCAAAAUCUGCUAUUGAACUUGUGCAAGAAUUUCUGAAUGACUUAAAUAAGCUGGAUGGAUUUGGUGAUCCUACAAAAAAAGAUGCAGAGACAGUGAAUCAUGACACUGCUGCAGUUGAUAGGUCCGUACUUAUCACAGUGCGGGGUGAUCUUGAUUUUGCUGAACAACUUUGGUGCAAAAUGAGCAGCAGUGUGGUUUCAUAUCAAGACUUGGUGAAGUGUUUCACGUUGAUCAUCCAGAGUCUACAACGUGGUGAUAUACAGCCAUGGCUCCAUAGUGGGAGUAACAGUCUACUAAGUAAGCUCAUUCAUCAGUCUUAUCAUGGAACCAUGGACACAGUUUCUCUCAGUGGGACUAUUCCACUUCAAAUGCUUUUGGAAAUUGGCUUGGACAAACUAAAAAAAGAUUAUAUCAGUUUUUUUGUAGGUCAGGAACUUGCAUCUUUGAAUCACUUGGAAUACUUCAUUUCUUCAUCAGUGGAGAUACAAGAACAGGUUAAUCGUGUUCAAAAACUUCACCAUAUUCUAGAAAUAAUAGUUAGUUGCAUGUUUUUCAUUCAACUUCAACAUGAGCUCCUCUUUUCUUUAACACAAUCCUGCAUAAAAUAUUAUAAACAAAAUCCUCUUGAUGAGCAACACAUUUUUCAGCUGCCAGUUAGACCAGCUGCUAUAAAAAACUUAUACCAAAGAGAAAAGCCACAGAAAUGGAGAGUGGAAAUAAAUAGCGGUCAGAAAAAGGUUAAAACAAUUUGGCAAUUGAGUGACAGUUCACCUGUAGACCAUCUGAAUUUUCAGAAACCUGAUUUUUCUGAAUUAACACUAAAUGUUAGCCUGGAAGAAAGGAUACCCUUUACUAACAUGGUUACCUGCAGCCUGGUGCAUUUUAAGUGAAGUGAGCUGAGGAGGUCCUCCAUAAG
This is a messenger RNA of Marmota flaviventris (yellow-bellied marmot), 1813 nucleotides long. RefSeq names its product zwilch kinetochore protein (gene Zwilch). The record is from RefSeq and is a predicted model, not a curated record. Gene Ontology annotation, cellular component: RZZ complex. NCBI's taxonomy places the organism in Eukaryota, Metazoa, Chordata, Mammalia, Rodentia, Sciuridae. Gene Ontology annotation, biological process: mitotic spindle assembly checkpoint signaling; protein localization to kinetochore.